This is a messenger RNA of Debaryomyces hansenii CBS767, 153 nucleotides long. RefSeq lists its product as uncharacterized. Bases 1 to 153 code for a protein of 50 amino acids. The record is from RefSeq and is a predicted model, not a curated record. Lineage: Eukaryota; Fungi; Ascomycota; Pichiomycetes; Serinales; Debaryomycetaceae. The transcript has a single exon.
AUGGCCAGAGGAAACCAGAGGGAUCUUGCAAGAGCAAAGAACAUGAAAAAGCAGCAAGAUGCUGCUAGGAGUCAAAAGAAGGAUGGGGAUCCAAAAAAGAGAAUGGAGAGUGAUGCGGACAAAAUGAGAAGAAAGCAAGCUGAAGGUACGUAA